Molecule: messenger RNA, 5002 nt
Organism: Passer domesticus (house sparrow)
Lineage: Eukaryota; Metazoa; Chordata; Aves; Passeriformes; Passeridae
Gene: B3GNT4
Product: UDP-GlcNAc:betaGal beta-1,3-N-acetylglucosaminyltransferase 4
Exons: 1
Coding region: 551-1669 (372 amino acids)
Cellular component (GO): Golgi membrane
Molecular function (GO): N-acetyllactosaminide beta-1,3-N-acetylglucosaminyltransferase activity
Source: RefSeq, a predicted model, not a curated record
GGGCCGGUGCCAGCCCCUCGCAUCCUCCGCCCGCGGGCGGGGCUCGGCAGCGCCGGGGCGGGGCAGGGGCAGGGGCAGCUCCCGGUGAAGCACGGACGGAACGGAGCUCCCGGUGGAUCGCAGCGGAGGGAACGGAGCUCCCGGUGGAUCGCAGCGGAGGGAACGGAGCUCCCGGUGGAUCGCAGCGGAGGGAACGGGGCUCCCGGUGGAUCGCAGCGGAGGGAACGGAGCUCCCGGUGGAUCGCAGCGGAGGGAACGGAGCUCCCGGUGGAUCGCAGCGGAGGGAACGGAGCUCCCGGUGGAUCGCAGCGGAGGGAACGGAGCUCCCGGUGGAUCGCAGCGGAGGCUCCUCCGCAGAGCAGGGCGGGGGUUCUGCCGUGCGGGGUCACCGUGGAGCGGCGGCUCCAGCCCGGUCUGCGCGCCCCGGCGGGGCCGGGAGCUCUGGACCGUCCUCACCGGCAGCUCCGGGUCCUGGUGAGACCCGGGGGGAAGCACCGAGACACGUCCCCGUGCCAGGCCGCCCGGGGCCGGUCCUGCGCCGGAUGCUGCCAUGUACCCCAGGAUUAAAAGCCUCGUGCUUUACACCUUCUCAUUCACGCUGCUGGCCUGGGUGUUGUACAUGAAGAAGGAGGCGAAGUUGGCAGCAUCAUCAGCAGAGCAGAAAGCGGAUGUGGUGGAUCACAGACUGCAGCCCCCGGUCCUGGACAGCGCUGAGCACAGCAAGUGUUUACCCAACUUGACCUUUGCCAAUUCUUCCCUCGCCCUCCCGGAGCCUCACCGAGUCUUCCUAACCUACAAGCACUGCAGGAACUUCUCGGUCCUGCUGAGGCCUUCCAGGUGUAGCAAAGACAUGUUCCUCCUGCUGGCCAUCAAGUCUUCCCCCAUCAACGUGGACCGGCGCGUGGCCAUCAGGAACACGUGGGGCAAGGAGGUGUCCAUCGGGGGCAGGCCCGUCAGGCUGGUGUUCCUCCUGGGGCGCUCCGAGGCCAAAGUCCAGCUGCAGCCCCUGCACCAGCUGCUGGCCUACGAGAGCCAGGAGUUCGAUGACAUCCUGCAGUGGGAUUUUGUUGACGACUUCUUCAACCUGACCCUCAAGGAGCUGCAUUUCCUCCGCUGGUUCACGGAGGAGUGCCGGCACGCCAGGUUCGUGCUGAAGGGCGAUGAUGACGUGUUUGUCAACACCUACAACAUCGUUGAGUUCCUGCGGGAGCUGGACCCUGAGCAGGAUCUCUUUGUUGGGGACGUGAUCGCCAACGCCCGGCCCAUCAGGAACACCAAGGUCAAAUACUUCAUUCCAGAGCUCAUGUAUGGGGCCACCUUCUAUCCUCUCUAUGCAGGAGGAGGGGGAUAUGUGAUGUCCAGAGAGACAGUGUGUCGCCUCCAGAGCACCGCAGAGGACACGGAGCUCUUCCCCAUAGAUGAUGUGUUUGUGGGAAUGUGUCUGGCAAAGAUGGCAGUGACCCCAAAGAACCACGCUGGCUUUAAGACUUUUGGGAUCCAGAGACCUUUCAAUCCUUUUGAUCCGUGCUUGUACAAAGAGCUGAUGGUUGUGCACAGGCUGAACCCAACGGAGAUGUGGAUCAUGUGGACGCUGGUGAAGGAUGACAGCAUUAGGUGUGCAGUGUCAGUGACACACAGCUACAGCAGGGGCUGGAAAAGGAGCUCCUGAUGAGCCCAGGGGUUGUGGCUGGUGACAGGCUACUUAAACUAAAAAUCAGGUUGUGGUAGAAAUGUCCAUUACUAACUGCACUGGAGCUGUCGUGGUUUGGUUUGGUUUGCAGUGAGUCUUUUUCUGUCAGGGGUUACUUGAAGCAGUUGAAUUGUCACAGGGUGGUGUGGUCAGUGCCUUCCCAGCCAGACUGUGCCAGGGGACGUCACAAGUGCCACCUGCACUGGAGUCUGACUGCUGGCAAAAGUCACUCUCAUGUGGGACAGCCAGCAAUGACUAAGGAGUGACAGAGCAUUUGAAAUUUACUUGAAGGCAUGGAAGAAAGGCCAGGAUGUCCUGCAGGGUCUGCUGUCCCAGGACAGCCACCCCACAGCUCCUACCAGACAGCAGGAGACAGGGAGUGGAGUGGGGAAGGAAAAGCUUCAAAAAUACAUGGCCUUAACACAGCAGCGAUGAUGAUCUGGGGAACUGGGCUCUGCCUCCAGCCCUCUGGCUUUUGCAGAAACUCACAAAGGUUUACAUGCACUGGAAACUUUAGCACAAACACUUUCUGAUCUGGUUUGAGAGGAGCCACGUGUUUUGAAUAAUCGUGGAAGAGUGGCUGUAGCUUCCCAUGUUGUGUGGGAGGUGUUUGGUUCGUUUUAAUGUUGUGUAGAAAUAAAACACUUUUCAAAAGUAUUUACAUGGGAGUAUUCUUAGGUCUUCUGAAAGCUAAGAGCCCUAAAAGCCAGGGAAGGCUGAGAUCUGGUGCUGGGUAUUUGCAUUAAAGAGGAGAAUGUUAGUGGAAAUGAAAACUUGCUACUUCUUUUUCUGUGAGCUGUUCUCUGCCCUGCUCAGACAAGAUGCAUUGACACAAAAGUGAUAAAUCUGAAUGUACUGGAGUUGCUAAUUUGAGAAAAUAUCAAAUAUAGAAAUAAGUUUUGGUGGUUCUUUUGUGAAGCUUAUCAGUAUCUUGCUGCUAGAGCUGGAGCUGUGGAUGAGCAGGAAGCAGCCUGGAAGCCUUAGGGGAAAAAACAAGCAAAUGAGUAAAGAGGAAGUGUGUGAUUAGAGCAAGCAGAGCCCUUUGUGCUGUGCUGUUGCAAUUGCUGUCUGUAGUGCCAGCUGCCCAGCAUCCAUCCCCCACCAGAUGGGAGCUGAGCUUUCAGAAGUGCCCAGGAAGUGCUGACAGGAGGUUCUUCCUUGUCCUAUAGACAGGGACACCCUGAGAGCAGAGGUGUGGCAGCUCUCAGUGGGAUGGUGAGGGACUGCUGGUAGGAUGGGCUCCCUUGGCCCUCUGGAGCACCUGGGGUAGCUCUGGCUGAGCCCCAGGGCUGACCCAGGCUCUUGGGGCAAAGCUGCCACCUCACAGGAGCUGUUUCUGUGCCAGGUGUGAGCAGGGUUUGUCUCAAAGAAUCGGUGGCUGCCCAUCCUCAGGGUGGUCUUGUGCAAGUUGUUACUGUGUUUUCUGGCAGGGUUUCAUUAAGUGGAGCUGAGAAAGUGCCUGCGUGUAGUUUUAGGUGUGUAAACAAGGCCGAGUGCCAGCAGCAAACCCCAGGUUCUGGGCACUGCUGCUGGUCCUGGAGAGGAGACUGCACAGAGUGGGCACCGUGGUGCCCUGUGAGCUGCUGUGCCUGCACUUUUGUGAUCCACUCGAUGAUUCCCAGUGCAAACUCAGGAGCACAGAGCAUGAUGUCAUGUCCGUUGUGGGCUAACCCCCAGCUGGCAGCUCUCACUUCCUGACAAAGGUGAGGGACUCCUUUCUGCCCUGUUCUGGGGUGGUUGGUGCUCCUCACCCCACUUUGACUUGGCUGGGCUGACUGGCUGGUCCCAGUCACGUCGGGCUGGGUGUGUGGAGCAGCUCUGGGCCAGGAAGCGCAGUACGUGCAGUGAAACAAGAAGUGGGGUCACAGCAGGGCUGGGAGCAGGCCCUGAAAGGGGAAGAGGGACUUUCCUGGCUUUGCAGGCUCCUGGCAGUGCCAUGCAAACAUCUGAGUAGUUACUGUGGCAUCCUGAGAGGUACACAACUUGUUUGUGCACUCGGGCCAGGGGCUUGGCAGUUGUUCUUCAACUGCACGAGGUACCACAGCAGAGCACUUGUGGUUAGAGGUUGAUCUCAGGCUGCAUUUGGCUCCUGAGGGCUCAGCUGUGCCACCACCCAAGUAAUCCUCUCAUCACAGGGUAUUUUUUCCCUGAUGCUCCAGCCCAGAGCUGUGUUUGGCACAGCAAACACGGGCAGCUCCCUGCAAGCUGAAUUCCAGACUCUGCCAUCCUCCUUAGAUACAGCAGCACCCAGUGAGGAGCAAGGAAAGAUGGUUUGUUAAUUUUCUUUUUACUACUUAAUCUAUAAAUGAACAGUGCUGUGCACCUGAGGUUGCAUUUGUUCCAAAGGCAGCCAGAAUGAGACACCUCUGAUGCUGCAGGUAAGAAAAUUCCUGGGCAGGCACAACUCAAUUUAGUAACACCAACCCGGACACAGAUAUAUCAGAUGCUAAUCUGUGGUAAAACCUUUGAUUAAUGUGUGUUUUCUUACACAAACUGGCAGAUGGGGAUCCAGUCAACAGUGAUAAAGUUCAAGUGGAUGCUGUUCUACAAAGCAAAUUUCACGCCAGCUGUCAAGUUAGGAAAUGAGUAGUGAAAGACACCCGUGGUUUUGAAACCUGCAGUGAAACAUUAAGCUUGCAAAAGAAAUAAUUAUUUCCUGAAAUUUGCAUUGGGAAGCAUUCAAAUAUGUAAGACUCUUUUGCUCAGUGCUUUGUAGAACAGCACACAGCAGCUGCCAAAACAAUUUUGUUUAUAACUACAAUAUACUGAAAAUCAAACCUCCCCACUGCUUCCUGGGGAACCUCCCCCAGAGGUGAUUCUGGGUGAAAUAAGUUGCUGUGCUGAACAAAACUGCACCAAGAGCCCGGGUGACUCCAUGGGAAGUUCUCAGCUCCAGAGCAAAUAUUUCCCCUGACUGCAGCUCAGUGUAAUUUGGUGCAGCUGCCAACCCAGAGGUUAAAAACUUCUAAAUUCAAAUAGAAAGCAGGGCCUAAUCUCUUCACCAAAGGAACACACCCACAACGAGCUGCUUUUGCACAGUUUAAUAAAGGCAUCUCCUCACAGACAUCAUUUACCUCACAGGUUAAAAACAAGGGUUUUUAAAUACACUUCUCUGGCUGAUCCUACAAACACACCAGGGGAGCAGCAGCACCCUCCAAGCAGAGACACAAUUACCACCAGGCCAUCCCUGAUAACAGUCUUCACAUUUGCAUAGAUAAAACAUUUAAAUAAAUGAAUCCAAAAGUAUUAUAAACAAGGUAAGUAACAAACAAAACUGAGGCCUUCCAAAUACUUGAUUUGUAAAGCAAUCCU